Messenger RNA from Huiozyma naganishii CBS 8797, 423 nucleotides. Its product is annotated as homeobox domain-containing protein. The transcript is spliced from 2 exons. Bases 1 to 423 code for a protein of 140 amino acids. Gene Ontology annotation, molecular function: DNA binding; DNA-binding transcription factor activity, RNA polymerase II-specific. The record is from RefSeq and is a predicted model, not a curated record. NCBI's taxonomy places the organism in Eukaryota, Fungi, Ascomycota, Saccharomycetes, Saccharomycetales, Saccharomycetaceae. Gene Ontology annotation, biological process: regulation of DNA-templated transcription.
AUGUCUGCUUGGCUCUUGAGGAUUGACAAAAUGGAUACGGUGCUCUGCUUUUUCCUCCCCUUCUCCGCGUUGAGUCCAAUGAACCGUUUAGGUAUGUUGUCAGUUCGUAUUUUACUCUCAGGGAGUAUUGCCCCUUUUCUACUACUAACACAACGCAUUCAAUUUCAGGAAAUCCUUGUAUCGGGGCUUAAUGUACCAGAGAAAAAGGGACUUUUAAAAGACUUGUACGAAACAUAUUCUACAAUCAUUGAACAAAAGAAUAGGCCGGUCAUUUCUAGGCGUACUCGUUUAUUCUUGGAGAAAGUGUUUACUAAGAAACAAUGGUUAACAAAAGAAGAAAGACAAUUAAUUGCAAGAAAAUGUGGGAUCAGUCCGUUGCAAGUAAGAAUAUGGUUUAUAAACAAACGUGCUAGAUCGAAAUAA